ACCGUCUGGCGCGCUUCCUUCGUCGCCGGUGUGUGAUUGCCUGUCUUGCGCCGAGACGCCGCGGCCUCCCACCAUGCCCGUGUAAGUGGACGCCCGGCCGGUGUGUUGAGACGCCGUGACGGAAGCGCGUCUACCUUGCGACGCCCGCUAUCGUCGUUGGCGUACGAUAUGCGGCGAUAGCGGUCGCUCCGCCUGGCGUGCCCCUAUCGACGGUGGGGGGGCGGCAGGGACUGAAACGGUGACGCUGGUUUUGCGCUACUCCUUUGUCGGCCCCUUGUUCUCGCACAUGGCGCGUCGUGGCUGAAGUGUCCUCGUCAGGUGUUCGGCCCGAACCACUUUCUUUUUUCGCUCGUCCGACAGGCCUCUCGACGACGCGGACAACGCGGACGAGAUGACGGCGUUCAGCGACACCGAUGAAGACACCGCACUGCUGGACAGAAGCCACAAGGAGCAUGCGGUCGAGAAAGCGACGGGCGAGAGCCCGAAGCCGUACCCGAAGGCGGUCUUCUUCAUCAUCGCCACGGAGUUUUGCGAGCGGUUCUCCUACUAUGGCAUGAGAACUAUACUGACGUUGUACCUCAUAAACAUGUUGAUGUUCGACGAGAGCACUGCAAAGUCUAUAUACCACGUCUUUAUCAUGGGCUGCUACUUCUCACCGGUGCUCGGAGCAAUGAUUGCCGACUCGUAUCUUGGAAAGUUUAGGACCAUCUUUUAUAUUUCCAUAGUGUACGCCAUUGGAAACAUAACUCUGGCGGUUUCGGCAACUCCGCCACUGCUGGAUCAAAUCUGGAUACCUAUGGUGGGCUUGACGGUGAUCGCGUUUGGAACGGGUGGCAUCAAACCAUGCGUUGCUGCUUUUGGUGGAGACCAGUUCGGUCCUGGUCAGGAAAAGCAACUGGAGCAGUUUUUUUCGUUAUUCUACCUGUCCAUCAAUGCCGGAAGUUUGCUGUCAACGUUUAUAACACCCAUUCUUCGAGUUCAGAAAUGUAUGGGGCAGAUGUAUUGCUUCCCGCUGGCCUACGGCGUUCCGGCAGCUUUGAUGGUCGUUGCUCUCGUUUUGUUCGUGAUUGGAAAGCCCAUGUACAAAAUGGUCCCACCCGCUGGAAAUGUGGUUGUACAAGUCAUGGGAUGCAUAUUCCAUGCCGUAUCUGUACGGUUCAAAUCCAAAGAGAAGAAGGCCCACUGGUUGGACUACUCUGAAGACAAAUACGACAAAUCGCUGAUUUCAGACAUUAAGGAUCUACUUCAUGUCCUCGUUUUAUACGUACCGCUUCCUAUCUUCUGGGCUCUGUUCGACCAACAGGGAUCCCAGUGGACACUCCAGGCAAACAAAAUGGAUGGAGAAUUUUUUGGUUUGCAAGUUCUACCAGACCAGAUGCAAGUCGUCAAUCCGUUCCUCAUCCUGAUUCUUGUGCCCUUCUUCGCCUACAUAGUCUACCCCCUAUUUGCACGCUGUAACCUUCUCAACAAACCUCUUCAGAAGAUCACAAUAGGAGGUCUGGCAGCGGCUGCAGCAUUCGGAGCUGCUGGAUGUUUGGAUCUUGUCUUGGAGAGCCUCGAGGAGCCAGCCAUCGCGCCGGGCUUCACUAAAGUGACGUUUGUGAACACCGUACCAUGCCCAAUCAAAGUUUCUGGUCCUCCAAACUUCGACCACGAGAUUGGCGUCGGCAUGAUUCACGUCGAGAAAACGCUUCCAGCUUUGACGGAGACUUCGUUCAGUGUCAACAGAGGUCCAUCCUGCCCGUCCACGUUGCAAGAAGCCACUGUCAAGUUCACCUUUGAGGAGAAGAAAGCGUUCGCUGUGGUAUUUUCUUUGGAUGUCAGUGACCCAACGAAGAUCGUCGCUUCCCAGAUCCCUCACACUCACCUGAAGUUCGAGAACCUGGAUUCCGGAAUGCGAGUUUUGUACUCCGUUCAGGAAAUAAUUACGAAAGUGGUCUUUGAAGGGGGUGCCAAAGGGAAAGAGGUUCUUUAUCCUAUAACGGGAAACUCAUCCACGGGAUACACCAACCUGAGCAACAUAGCGCCUGGAAAGUACGCUGUCAAACUGUUGACCGUGGAUGACAUCGUAGUAGCUACUUGCAAUACUGCGGUGAGAAAUGGAGGCGUCUACAUGAUGACAUUCGUGCAAGACCAGAAUAACAAAUCGGUGCAGUGCAUGACUCACAUGACCAUCGAACCAAACAGCCUGCACAUGUUUUACCAGAUACCGCAGUACGUUUUGAUCACAGCAGGCGAAGUUAUGUUUUCUGUGACGGGCUUGGAGUUUUCCUACUCUCAGGCACCCACGUCAAUGAAGUCCGUGGUUCAAGCUGCCUGGUUGAUAACAGUCGCAGUUGGAAACCUGAUUGUUGUUAUCGUUGCCAAAGCCAGAUUCUUCAAUAAUGCGUCGGCGGAAUCCUUCAUGUACUGCGGGCUCAUGGGACUGGACAUGUUGAUCUUCGCUAUCGUGGCCUACUUUUACAAGUACAUCACUCCAGGAUCUCGGAAUCCCGCAGUAGAGGAUGAGAAGCACUCUUCUCGGGAACCCCCCGCCUACCAAAACAACGUUUUCGAAGGAGACACCAAGAUGUAAAGAACUGCGUCAUAUCUCGUGACCCACACUCGACAAAAAUUCCCUCGCAUCUCUCCACUUCUCCGGGGCACGCUGAUAAAGAAACCGACGCCGCAGUUUACUGAUGGAGCCCAGCUAGUGAUGAGGCUUGAAAAAACACAUUACCCGUCCACUUAAAAAGCAAAAAUUGUGCGGAAAUAUUCAGCAUAUGAAACGGCAUGGUCGGUGUCCCUACGCACAUACGCUGUAUUUCCAGGUGAAACUUGGAAAUCUCUUUGGCAUCGUCAUUGGCUUAGCUCCUUUCAUAGCCCUUAAUGCUUGACUUUCGCGUUGUCUGCGAGGAAGUAGAAGACACGCGGGCAUUUUCUAGAGUGCACCUUUGACCGGUGCCUCCGUGGUGCCUUCACAGAACUGAGUUAAGCCAGAAUUUUGCACGCGAUGUGUGUUAUUUAGUGAGCGACACGGCUAGGGUCAUCGCCUUCAUAUUUCGAGGAGCGGGCUUCGGGUGAUCUGGUAUCAUCUGGAAUUCGUCGUCACGCGCGAAUCUUCACCUCAUCGAAGGAAGCGAAGAGACUUCAUAUUAAGCUUGUCUCUGAUGUCGUGGGAGACGUGUUUUAUAUGUACAUAUGCAGCAGUGAUUAAAGGCAUGGUCCUUUACUUUUUAUAGAAUGAAGAAUGCUUA
This is a messenger RNA of Ixodes scapularis (black-legged tick), 3236 nucleotides long. RefSeq names its product solute carrier family 15 member 1. Gene Ontology annotation, cellular component: membrane. The transcript is spliced from 21 exons. Gene Ontology annotation, biological process: transmembrane transport; oligopeptide transport. Lineage: Eukaryota; Metazoa; Arthropoda; Arachnida; Ixodida; Ixodidae. The record is from RefSeq and is a predicted model, not a curated record. The coding region runs from base 392 to 2575 and encodes 727 amino acids. Gene Ontology annotation, molecular function: dipeptide transmembrane transporter activity.